AUGACAGCCACAGCAACUCGGACGAUCCUGGACGACUUGUGCUCGUCGUACCUGCCAUUCGACGCCGCAUCGCCCGUAUGGUCAGACGUAACGCCGACACCACAACUCGAAUCGUCCUCCCCCAUGUGUCCGAUCCUGUACGCUCCAGACUACUCGUCCGCCAUGUCGCUCUAUCGCACACUCACCUCGUCGAAUCAUGAAUCCACGCUCGCCUCUCCGCUUGCGGGGCUCGAGCUCUCAGCGCGUGCUCUCGCUCUAACCACCCACCUGAUCAAGCUCAACGCAUCACAUUUCAGCGUUUGGCAGUAUCGAGCACAGAUCCUCCUGCAUUCGUCGCAAUUCGAGGCCCAACGCUCCGAUAUCCUGCGUGCCGAACUCGCGUGGUUGGACGAUCUGGCACAUAGUAACAUGAAGUCAUACCAGGUGUGGCAGCAUCGACGAUUGGUGGUUGCGGCGCUAGGCGAUCCGGAUGGCGAACUUAGGUUUGUGCAGGAAAACCUGCAACGCGAUGCCAAGAACUACCAUACGUGGGGAUAUCGGCAGUGGAUCCUGGCGCAUUUUGGCGGUCUCACUUUGGCGAGUUCGAGCAAUGUGGCAAGUAAAGGCGCGGGAGAGUUCAAGCAGCUUUGGGAUCGAGAGGCACAGUACGUAGACGAAUUGCUGCGAGAGGAUGUGAGGAAUAAUUCGGCAUGGAACCAUCGCUGGUUUGUGCAUUUCAGCCGGUACGGUCUGACGGGUAACAGGAGCAUGACAAGCAUCGACCAUCUGGACAUCGAGUCUAUCGAAAAGACGAUCAAGUUCGAAAAGGCAUAUGUGCGCACAUGGCUGUGCAGCGUUCCCAACAACGCGUCGGCGUGGUCGUAUCUGCGUGCACUGCAUACCGCGUUUCCGCAGGCAUUGAGGUCUUCCAUGUGCCACAGUCUGGGUUGGGUCAAAACGUUGGUUUCGAGUGAGCAAGAGGCGAAACGCGAUGCGAGUGUCGACGCAAUGGGUAGGGCCUGCGUGGGCGCUUUGGAGUGGUGGUUUGACUGUCUGGUAGAACAGACAGAACACGCAGACCAGACACAGAACGAGCGCUUGUUGCAACAGGCUGAAUUGCUGGUGCAGAGGCUGUGCGUCGCGGAUUCAGUUCGAACGAGGUUCUGGGCGUAUCGGCUCAAGAGUUUGCGUCGGACUCUGCAGCAACGCUAG
Mycosarcoma maydis (corn smut) is the source of this 1191-nucleotide messenger RNA. Its product is annotated as bifunctional protein farnesyltransferase/protein geranylgeranyltransferase. NCBI's taxonomy places the organism in Eukaryota, Fungi, Basidiomycota, Ustilaginomycetes, Ustilaginales. Gene Ontology annotation, cellular component: cytoplasm; CAAX-protein geranylgeranyltransferase complex; protein farnesyltransferase complex. The transcript has a single exon. Gene Ontology annotation, molecular function: CAAX-protein geranylgeranyltransferase activity; protein farnesyltransferase activity. The record is from RefSeq and is a predicted model, not a curated record. Gene Ontology annotation, biological process: protein geranylgeranylation; protein farnesylation. The coding region runs from base 1 to 1191 and encodes 396 amino acids.